CGAAACCCUAAUUUUCGUCCUGCUGCUGUUUUUGCUUGGCUGGGGAAACGCCAUUCGUACAAGUAGCUACCUCGAUUCGGCUGAAUCGUCACCGUGCUAACAGCCCAGCGAGCCUGCUUUUCCCAGUGUCUACUAGGCCCUCGCGCGCUGUAAAUUUCCGCCAGCAUGGCUUCUGCGCUUAGGGCGUCGCUAGUGCCUGCGGGGCUCGGCGCGGGCGCGCUUUCCGCAUCUCCGCUUCGCGGGGGGAAGGAGCAUCUCGGCACGUCUCUCCCCGCAUCCGCCGGCGGAUCGCACGGCAGAGUGACCUUGGCGUUGCGCGCCCGCCGCGACCCGCGGCUGAUCGCGCCGGUAGACGACAAAUUCCUCCCGUGGCUGGCGGAAGCCGCGCGGUCGGACGAGGGGCGCGCGCAGAUCUCCGACGCCGCGCGCGGAAGGUUCGACGAGCCGCCGCUGCUGGACCUCGCGGCGGCGAAAAUGGCGGCGACGCAAAUGGCGGCGCCCGCGCAAGUGGAGCGCGGCGGGGGGUAUGGCGAGCACCGGCCGCGGCGACCGCCACCGGAUCUGCCGUCGUUGCUGCUGAACAGCCGAAUCGUCUACGUCGGCAUGCCCCUGGUGCCAGCGGUGACGGAGCUGGUGAUAGCGCAGCUGCUCUACCUGCAGUGGCUGGACCCGCGCCAGCCCACCUACGUGUACCUCAACUCCACCGGCACAUCCCGGGCAGAUGGCGAAACGGUGGGCAUGGAGACAGAAGGAUUUGCCAUCUACGAUACAAUGAUGCAAAUGAAGAACGAGAUGCAGACUGUGGGGGUAGGGGCGGCCAUCGGCCAGGCGUGCAUGCUGCUGGCGGCGGGGGAGAAGGGCCGGCGCUUCAUGCUGCCGCAUGCGACGGCCAUGAUCCAGCAGCCGCGCCUGCCGUCCACCGGGCAGAUGUCAGCCAUUGAUGUGCACAUCCGGGCUAAGGAGGUGGUGAACAACAGGGACACUCUCGUCACACUGCUGGCUCGCCACACAGGCAAUUCGUUUGAGAAGAUCGCCAAGACGAUGGAGCGCCCGUUUUACAUGAACCCGCAAAAGGCACUCGAGUUUGGAGUGAUUGACAAGAUCCUGUGGCGAGGCCAGGAGGCGAUGGCCAAGACGCUGUCAGCGGAGGAGUGGGACAAGGGGGCCGGCAUCCGCAUGAUGGAGAAGCCUGCUGCUCCCACCCUCUGAGAGCAGUCAGUUCGGCAUUCCGCCGCUUGUCUAGGCAUUCAGGGAUUCUGUCUGUAGUAGCAGUGGGAUUCUGCGGUGCAUUACUGCACUUCACUUUGGGACAUAUUGAUAGGCGGUCAGGGAUUUUGUAAUAGCAGUGGUGUUCGAUUAACCGUGUUUCCUAUUACUAUGGGAUAUGUACACAUGACAUGAUGCUCGCAGCUGAAAUAGCU
Messenger RNA from Closterium sp. NIES-67, 1421 nucleotides. Lineage: Eukaryota; Viridiplantae; Streptophyta; Zygnematophyceae; Desmidiales; Closteriaceae. The record is from the annotation of a GenBank genome assembly.